Peronospora matthiolae is the source of this 1683-nucleotide messenger RNA. NCBI's taxonomy places the organism in Eukaryota, Oomycota, Peronosporomycetes, Peronosporales, Peronosporaceae. The record is from the annotation of a GenBank genome assembly.
AUGACGGCAAUGGUGUACGACAGUUGGGGCAGCCCGGCAGACCGCUUCCAUGGCUCCAUGUGUCUUGGCAUUGAUCUAGGCACUACUAACUCGUGCGUCGGCAUUUGGCACGUCGAGCGCAAUCAUGUCAAAAUCAUGAAAAACCGCAGAGAUCGAGGUCGUACAAUGCCUUCCGUUGUGCAUUUUGACCCUCAGAGUCAACAUGUGGAUGUCGGCAAUGCUGCUGUGGAGUUUGAGACGGAACCACCGGUCGGAAAUACCAUUCGCUCGAUCAAGCGACUACUUGGUCAAAAAUUCGUCAGCAAAGCAGUAGACGUAGCCAGAAUCUAUGCACCGUAUAGCGUGGUGCCUACAGCACAAGGCAAUGUGGUACUGCAGGUGGUUCGUGGAGGGAAAAAGGUACAAGUUCAGCCUGAAGAGGUGGUGGCAAGUGUCCUUGUGGAGCUCAAAGCAUCGGCAGAAGCAUAUUUUGACGGUCAGCUGAGUUUCGACAAUGUGGUGAUCACAGUUCCAGCUUAUUUCAGUGAUUCCCAGAGAAAGGCGACGCUCACGAGUGCAUCAAUGGCUGGCUUUAAGGCUGUGAGGCUGCUGAAUGAGCCUACAGCAGCAGCAAUGGCUUACGGGUUGUUUCUUUCCGGUAAAAAACUCGUGACAGUUUUCGACUUUGGAGGAGGAACACUGGACGUCUCGUUGUUGCGCAUUGAGGAUGGCAAGUUUGAGGUAUUGGGGAUCGGAGGUGACACGAGCCUGGGAGGAGACGACAUCGAUAACGUGUUGGUGGAUCAUUUGAUUGAGAUGCUCGAUCGACAUCACAACGUAACACGAGCUCAGGUGGGGGAUGAGGACAUGGUGAGGCUAAAAAGAGAAGUGGAGAAGGCAAAAAUCAAGCUUUCAGAAGAGGAACGCGCGGUUGUUACGGUGGACAUGGCAGACGUGCCUGGGAUUACGUACACGCUAACAAGACGCAAGCUGGAAGAACUAUGCUGUCCGAUCUGGAAAAAGUGCCUUCGGAUCGUAUCAAGUGUGCUAGAGGAAGCAAAGGUAGAAAGCUCCAACGUUGAUGAAGUCAUCCUCGUAGGAGGUUCCACCCGGAUUCCGAUUCUGCGCCAACAGAUUUCUGAGGCUUUUGGUGGUAAAGAACUUUGCAUGUCCGCAAACGCAGAUGAGGUAGUGUGCGAAGGUGCUGCUAUCCAGGCAGCCAUCUUGUGUGGCGUGGAUCAGCGCGUGCUUCGAGACGUGCUCAUGAUGGAUGUCCUUCCGCUACCCAUCGGACUCGAGACAGCCGAUGGAAGCAUGGAAGUAAUUCUUCCAAAAAAUGCACGCAUUCCGACAACGGUGACGAAGUAUUUUCAGACAUACGAAGACAAUCAGCGUGGUCUUACUGUUGAGGUGUACGAAGGUGAAAACGAAAUCGCCAAGGAAUGCGACCACAUCUGCUACUUCAACUUUGUGCUUCCAAGAGACAAGAUUGGCAAGGCGGGUGAGUUUGCGCAUCCGGUCACUUUUACAAUGAAUGCAAAUGGAAUUCUGCAGGUGAGGGCUGGAUUUUACCACGAUGACCUGAAGGAAGCGCCAAUGUCAAAAACAGCGGUGUUCCUCAUGUUAGGAUACGCUCUCGCACUCUUCUUCUUGUACGUGUUUCUUCGCAUCUACUUCACCGAGGCGAGGGGCGUCACCGCGUGA